CCUCAUUUGACAAGCUCCGGUGAAACCGAGCGCUACACAGAAGCGAGCCGUGUAACAGGCUUCGGAUCCUCGGUAUCAUCCGCCCCUCUCUCUCUGUCUCUCUCGCUCGCUCUCUCUCUCUUUCUCUCGCGCUUCCCAACACUGGCGAAAGGCAGACCAGACCCUGUGACCUCGCGACUGUUUGUCUGUUCAAGAUGGCCGCUUGAGUGGGGAAUUUACACACAUCUCCAAUAAAACCAACUAAUCCAACAGCUAGCUUAGCGUGCUAACCCAACUUUCACUGCCUUUUAUCCGAGAAUGAGACGACGGCACGGGCGACGUUUGCUCCGAUUUUAAAACGGAAUAUGAGCUCAGUUGUUGAGGAGGACGUCGGAGUUAUGGAUUAAAACGAGUGCUGGAAUUGUAGGGGGUUACGGGCCCUUGGUUUCAGCCCAGCAUGGACAGCUUCUUCAAGGCAGCUGUAUGUGAUCUGGACAAACUGCUCGAUGACUUUGAACUCAACACCGAGGAACUUGAGUGCAAAUCUGUUUUCCUGAAGCCUCCUGUGUACCCCUUCUCCUCACUGGGCUCCCAGUGUUUGUCCUCCCAGGCGUCCACUGUCCCACCAAACCUCCCUGACCUUAACUCGCUUCAUUAUGGUUCUGCCACCAGCUGUCCCGACCGCUCCAGCAGUCAAAGCCGCGGCGCAGACGACCGAGAGGUCAAAGGUCAACCUCUCACGGGGGUGGACCUCCUCUCCUCUGUGGAUCGCAGGCCGGCUCAGAGCUCCGCCCCUCCCUGCCCCGACCGAACUCUGAAGCCGGUGUGCGACCUCGUGAACGACACGAGCUCGGCCAUCCUGGUCAGAGCCAACAGCCACGAUGCGUUCAGCGAGAUGGACAUGGUGGAGAAGCAAAUGGAGGAGGAAGUGGAGAAAGAGGAGGAGGAGGAGGAGGAGUUGCUGCUCGUGGACUUUGACAGCCCUGUGAUCGCCGUACGCGGAGAUGAGCUAGGACGGCCAAGCCAAAGCUCCGGUUGCGGAGCCGCCAAGGACGACCAGGCCUCUGCAGGGACAGACGAGCUGCUGGGUUUAGACUCCCAUGAAUACUCUGCAUCGCUCAGUCUGCUGGACGUCAUUCUUUCCGCUGCGGUGGAGAGGAGCUGCGAGUCCGCGGACGAUUCGCUGCCCCCAAGCACCGUUGAGUUGGUGGAGAAAGAGGAGCGGGACGGUGAGGAGGCGGUUUGCACAAACCAGGUGCUAGGUAACUCUUUAGACCACUGUGAAGGGGCCGCUCUGCCAGCAGAUAGCAUUAAAGAAACAACAACAUCAACCUCAGAGAAUAAAGAGGACGGGCUGCAAGACGCCUCUGAUCAACGCGAGGAAGAGUCUCCCGUUGGUUUAAAGUCGGCGGCUUCAGAGAGCGAAGCAGUGGGCUUAUCCUGCCUGCCGCUAGCUGUGUCCAUGUGUGGAGCUCUGGUGAACACGGAGAUGAUGGAGGAGGAGUCGGGGCGAGCCACAGAGCAGUGCGAUGAGGCAGUAGAUGUCUCUGAGAGCACAGAGGCAGACCUGUCCCUGUCAGCUGCAGAAGCCAGGGAGGACAGGUCCUGUUUAGAGGAACGCGUUACAGACAGCAGGGUGUCAUCGGAGGGGCAGCGUCUCACUCUUGAACCUGCUGCCCCCCCCCUCGCCCUUUCUUCUGCAGACCUCGCCUCCUGCGAACGCCCGGAGCCCAGCCCAGUCGAUCCACCCGAGUUUGGCUUUGAAUAUCUGCCUGAGAGCGACCAGGCCGAGCUGCUGGUCACGGACGAGGAGUUGGACGCGUUCCUGCAGGCGCACACGGAAGCAGAGCAAGGUAGAGGUGUCUCGUAUUGCAGCAGCUCCCGGGAUUUCACUCAGCCGGAGAGUCUCUCGGAGUCUCUCGGGGAUCUGGAGGGCAGGCUUGUGGGAGAAGAGCUGCGGAGCUGUGGUCGAGGUAGACAAGAGGAUCUAGAGGGUCUGGCUUCUCCAGAAAGCGACAGAACAAUGUGUGUGUCCGUAGAAGGACGUUUUAACCCUGGUGCGCCGUCACAGGACUCUUGCAGACCUCCUUGCCAAGAAGAGUCAGAACUCUCCGCUGCGGAAAGACAUUCUUUGACCAGCAACACUUUCCAGUCCCAGCACAACAUUAGCCCCGAUCAGCCGCCCUCCUAUGGAGGCGCAAGACCUAAACAGCUACACUGCCACAUUGCUAGAUCUCCGCCAGCAGGGGACGAAGGAGAGGAGCAGGCUCAGACGCUCGGUACGGCGGAGAAUGAAGAAGAAGGUUCACCCACAAGUCUUACAGAGGAGCAUUGCAACAUUAGGGAUUUGAGCCCUAUGUGCGCCUCUCAGGAGCAUCAGGAUUACAGCCCAGGGUAUGAUGAACUCUCAGAGCCCCCACCUUACCCCGGGGACUCACCCACAGAUGGUGCCCGGCCUGUGAACUGGAAGAGAGAGGGAGCGGAGGAGCUGGGGAGCAGACAGCCUGCCUGGGUACCAGACUCUGAAGCUCCCAACUGUAUGAACUGCUACCAGAGGUUCACUUUCACCAAGAGGCGGCAUCACUGUCGAGCCUGCGGGAAGGUGUACUGUGCUGUGUGCUGCAACAGGAAGUGUAAGCUGAAAUACCUGGAGAAAGAGGCCCGUGUGUGUGUCGUCUGCUUUGAUACCAUACACAGAGCCCAGGCCCUGGAGCGGAUGAUGAGUCCUGCUGGUCCCAGUCCGAACCCCAACGUCCCGUCUGAGUACUGCAGCACCAUCCCCCCCCUGCAGCAGGCUCGAGCCGCCGGCACGCUCAACUCCCCUCCGCCGACCGUCAUGGUGCCUGUGUCCGUUCUCAAACACCCAAACAACGACAGUUGUCCUCGGGAACAUAAGCGCGUGUGGUUCGCUGACGGCAUCUUGCCCAACGGAGAAGUCGCAGACACCACCAAGCUGUCGGUGACGAGCCGCCGGAGCUCCCAGGAGUUCAGUGCCGUCUCUCCGGACCAAACGACACCUGGGUCAGAGGUCGGAGUCGGUGGCUCCUCGGCCCCGGAAGCUUCUGUUGCUGCGGAGGUGGUCCGACCUCCGGUGUCCGGACCCUGGGACUAUGCCCUGCUCUCUGGAAUCGGUACUUCAGUGAAGAGGGUUCCCAGCCUGCUGCCAGAUAACGAUGAUGAGCUCCCUCCUCUGCUUAUCACCACUGGAGAGGAGGAAGCGGGAGAUGUUCUGGUGGAGGAGAGCCCGGCCCCGUGCCAGAUUCUGCACUUAUUAGAGGAAGGUGGACCUCGACCGCUGACAUUUGUUCUCAACGCCAACCUGCUGGUCAAUGUCAAACUAGUUUCCUACUCCUCUCGGCAGUGUUGGUGUUUUGGCUCAAACGGGCUGCAGGCUCUGGGACAAAGAGAGCUGGUGUUUUUGUUGGAGUGUUUACCAGAAGAAAAAACUCUUCCAAAAGACCUCUUCACACUCUAUCUCAACAUUUACCAAGAAGCCCAAAAAGGGAAGUUUGUGGAGGAGCUGGAUAAUGUGACAUUCACAAGCAGUUUCUUGGGCAGUAAGGACCACGCUGGGAUGCUCUUCUUCUCUCCAACCUGUCAGCCUCUAGAUGGCCUCACGCUCCCACCUCAGCCUUUCAUGUUUGGAUUACUCGUCCAGAAGCUGGAGGUGCCCUGGGCCAAAGUCUUUCCACUCCGACUGCUCCUACGGCUUGGCGCCGAAUACAAUGUUUAUCCCACUACGCUGACAAGUGUCCGUUUUCGGGACUCUGUGUAUCGAGAGACGGGACACACCAUAAUGAAUCUGCUGGCUGACCUGAGGAACUACCAGUACAGUCUGUCAGUUGUGGAGGGUUUGAGGAUCCACAUGGAGAUGGGUCACAGCUACAUCGACAUCCCUAAAUGUAGCUUCAAUGAGAUGCAGAAGGUGGUGAACGCGUCCAACGAGCACGUCAUCAGCAUCGGAGCCCGUUUCAGCUCGGAGGCCGACUCUCACCUGGUGUGUUUCCAGAACGAGGAGGGAAGCUAUCAGACGCAGGCCAACAGCAAGCCUGGGGAGACCCGCACAGGUGAGAGCCACCGUUUUCUCCCUUUAAUGAUCCUCUGCAGCAGAGCCAGCGGGGUCGAUGGCAGACCUCUGGACGGAGUCCGCAGUGUGAGGAUGCAGCAGGACACGGAGUUUGAGUCGGACGGACGCACCAUCAGAUGCACAGAGGUCUUCUUCCAGCCCCGGGCCCCGGACUGCAGCGUGGUGCCGGUGCUGUCGUCCUGCAGCGGGUUCCAGAAGGAGAUGGCUCUGGCCGCCUGCAGCGCUCUGACGCCGCACCUCGCUGUCCUCGCGUCCAGCGGCAUCAACUCGCUCUCGCUUCGCAUCUCUACACAGGCUGACAUGGUGGAGUACCAGGCCGGCUCCGGAGGCAGGCUCCUCCCCCAGCGCUACAUGAACGAGCUGGACGGCGCUCUGAUCCCCGUCAUCCAUGGAGGUAGCGCGAGUGUACCACAGACAGCCAUGGACAUGGAGUUCAUCUUCUACAUCACACACACCAUCUAACGCACAUGCACACACACAUAAUGGUGGUUGACCACAUUGAGAGAAAAGCGGUUGAUCGUGGCGGGACAUGCUGAUGCAACGGCUCGUUUUUUGGGGGGGUUUUUUGUGGCACGUGAGGACACGCAGCCGCCGGCACUACGUUCCCACUCUGAGGUUGAGGAUGUGUUUCUCUGGAGGGAUGCAAACCGAAGCGUUGUGCGUUUGUGUGUUUUCGUGCUCACCAAAGCUGCUUUAACACAAGAAGCCAAACACUAACCAAGGAUUACCACGGCGACGUGACCAAAUACAACCAAACUAUUCAAACCAUUUUUUUCUUCUUCUGCUCUGCCUUCCAAGGCUCCCCGCUGGCCCCCCCCCCCCCCACCCCGUCAGCUCGGAGCACCUCAGUGAAUGUUUCCCACGGACGCUUCUAGCGAAAUGUCUCUCAUUUGGAUGUAUUUAUUAUAUUUUAAUACGGGCUUAUUGAAUGAAAUGAUCAUAUUAAAGCAAGGGACAUUACUGA
Molecule: messenger RNA, 5030 nt
Organism: Etheostoma spectabile (orangethroat darter)
Lineage: Eukaryota; Metazoa; Chordata; Actinopteri; Perciformes; Percidae
Product: zinc finger FYVE domain-containing protein 16
Exons: 16
Coding region: 437-4528 (1363 amino acids)
Biological process (GO): endosomal transport
Cellular component (GO): early endosome membrane
Molecular function (GO): metal ion binding
Source: RefSeq, a predicted model, not a curated record